AAAUAUUCAGGUGCUUUACAUACACUUCAUGUAUGUCUUCCUAUACGGAUCCAGACGAGCGUUAUAUAAUUCAUUUACACCUAAGGUAGACCCCGUGUAUCUUCUCUAUACAUAGCAAGUAUGUCUGACUUUGAUUUUGAGUUUGAGAGUGACGAGGACAUGGGAAUGGACGACGACGAUGAAGGAUUCGAUCUAAUCAACGAAAAAGAGGAUAGCAAAGACGAAGCUUUAAGUGCUAGUUACGUAGUACUGCGACCGGCAGAGAUUAUCGAAGACCAAUUGAAGGCUAUUGAUCAUAUCCAUCAAGUGUUUGACACACCGAGACCCACGGCACGCCAGCUGCUGCAACACUACCACUGGGAUGUAGAGCGCCUAUCAGAGAAGUAUUAUGAACGCGACACCCCCGCGCACAUCUUCGAGGCGGCGGGUAUAGCUGACCCUAGCAAAGCAAUGGUGCAGCGCAAAGACAAGGGUGCGGUGGACUGUGAGAUCUGUUACGAGGAAGUGCCACAGGCGGAUGUGUACGGCAUGGGCUGCAACCACUACUUCUGCAAGGAAUGCUGGAAGAUGUACUUAGAGGGGAAGAUACAAGACGAAGGGGUAGCCAGCAACAUCGAAUGCCCGGCAUCGGAUUGCAAGAUACUCGUGGACGAGCUAACGGUCACGGAACUACUAGCAGAGGAGAAACCGGUAUGUCUCAGCAGCGAAGGCGUGGGCGUGGCACUUGCCUGUACUUUGGUGAAGGGCCUUGCGCACGUGGUGAUGCUGAUUUAUUUCGAGACCUUUGUAUGCUUCGCGGUCGUAGCCUACUGGUGGAUAUGUACAGGCCAAAUACCUUUGCAGGCCUGGAAUACACGAACAGCGUCACUUCACACGCUAUAAAACCAACUCGCACGAAUUACCGGUUGUUUUUACCAAAUUGAGAUGUUUAUGUGUGCAUGUGACUCUAUAUAUCCUAGUACCGGAGUACAUCUAUAAACGCAUUCAUUCAGCGGUGUCUUCCGGCUUGAUCGGCCUCUUCUAUAAAGCCGAGAAUUUUGAAGGGUUCACUUUAUUUUGCAUUCGAUUUCACUCCG
Molecule: messenger RNA, 1076 nt
Organism: Sphaeroforma arctica JP610
Lineage: Eukaryota; Ichthyosporea; Ichthyophonida
Exons: 3
Coding region: 121-882 (253 amino acids)
Biological process (GO): ubiquitin-dependent protein catabolic process; protein polyubiquitination; positive regulation of proteasomal ubiquitin-dependent protein catabolic process
Cellular component (GO): ubiquitin ligase complex; cytoplasm
Molecular function (GO): ubiquitin protein ligase activity; metal ion binding; ubiquitin conjugating enzyme binding
Source: RefSeq, a predicted model, not a curated record